Penicillium atrosanguineum is the source of this 1254-nucleotide messenger RNA. RefSeq names its product Peptidase S10 serine carboxypeptidase. Bases 1 to 1254 code for a protein of 417 amino acids. NCBI's taxonomy places the organism in Eukaryota, Fungi, Ascomycota, Eurotiomycetes, Eurotiales, Aspergillaceae. The record is from RefSeq and is a predicted model, not a curated record. The transcript is spliced from 2 exons.
AUGGCUGUAAAUGCAUCAGAGAUAGCCCAGACGGACGACAUUGAGUUCUGCACGCUCGGAAUGUUUAUUCUUGGUAUGCUUAUCAUCUUUGAAGACCCCGCGGAUCCAACGCUCACAGUGCAUUGCGCAGAUGACAUUGACUUCGGAGGUUCCAGACCUCGUGUCAAAAACAUCCUUGGAGGUGCUGCUUCUUUCGCAGUCGUAGGAGCCCGCCUAGUAGCAGGCGCUCCAUACGCACGGUCUGUGAGCUGGAUUGUGGAUGUUGGCUCUGAUUUCCCACCGGAGACUCUUGCUGUUAUAAAGUCUUGGAAUACGGGUUGUGUGAUUAGAGAGAAUCAUCAAAGGCUUACUACGAGAGCCUGGAAUGGCUAUCAUCCCGAUGAAAAGCGAGACUUCAAAUACUUGACCCCAAAGCUGAGGCUGGAGCCUUCGAUGCUCUCGGAAACACAGGUGUGGUCUCGCACAUUCCAUAUGGUCUGCUCUGCAUCGCGCUGCAUGUAUAUAGUGGAAGAUAUCCUGCGUCAACGAGAAGAGCUGCGAAGCGCGGGCCGGGCACCUUCUACUAAGCAUGCUGCAGAGCGGCCUAUUUUCGUCUGGGAGCCGAUACCCGAUCUUUGCACGCCCGAAGAGCAAGAAAAAUUCUUUGAGGCUAAUCGGGUCGUGGACGUGGUUAGCCCGAAUCAUAUGGAACUUGGGAUGAUGUUCGAACAACCUGGUUGGACCGUGGAUAACGAGCAAAGCCAGAGCCUCGUUCAGAAGAUUAUUAAUUCUGGCAUUGGACCUAACGGUGACGGUUGCCUGGCUAUCAGGGCAGGUAAAGAGGGAAGCUACGCCUACUCGAGAGAUCAGAAAAUCUGGCUACCGGCUUAUCACAAAACCGAUGCCUCGGGGUCUACGGUGGUCCUGGAUCCUACAGGUGCUGGCAAUUCGUUCCUCGGCGCACUAGCCCAGGGAAUGGUGACUGCUGGUCGUGAACCGUUCGAGGUCAUUCAGUCCGUCUUGUCACCCUCCGAGAGCUGGAGCAAAGCCAUGAAGGCUUGGGGCAAUCGUCAAGAUCUCCCCCUGGCGCUCAUCUGCGCGACUGUCGCAGCGGGCUUUGUGGUGGAGCAAAUUGGCGUGCCACAGAUUUCUGUAUCAGGGAAUGGCAAGGAAUUGUGGAAUCAGUCUGAAUUCACGGAACGGGUCCGCCUGUACACGCAGCGAUUGUAUGGGACCGUGGAAGAGUCUCCCCAAAGACACCUGUUGACCAAUUGA